This is a messenger RNA of Capsella rubella, 1499 nucleotides long. Its product is annotated as probable BOI-related E3 ubiquitin-protein ligase 3. Bases 346 to 1146 code for a protein of 266 amino acids. Lineage: Eukaryota; Viridiplantae; Streptophyta; Magnoliopsida; Brassicales; Brassicaceae. The record is from RefSeq and is a predicted model, not a curated record. Gene Ontology annotation, molecular function: ubiquitin-protein transferase activity. The transcript is spliced from 2 exons.
CUCUCUCUCUCUCUAUUCAACUUUUAUCAGUUACUUUACUCCGUUCAUCUUUUUUUUCUUUUCUCUCUUCUAUUCUCAUCAUCAAUACAAAACUCGACAGAUAUAUAUACUAUUGUGCAGAGGUUACAUGCAUUGUAUAUUUUUAUUUCCCGAGACACAAACGGAUCAGAGCCCAUUUCAGAUUCGGUUUCCUGCUUCUUUGAUUCCUCUUUAUUAAUCACCCAACAUCGUUUCUUCUUCUUCUUCUUCUUCUCCUCUCCAUCCCUUUCUCUUUCUGCUCUUGUUCAUCGGAGCAAAAACUAAAAUCAAAGCUUGAAGCUUUUUUACUCUGUGGGGAUUAAAGAGAUGGCUAUUCAAGCGCAGUUGAACUACAACGCUACGAACGCUAACCAAACCGGGUUUGGUGCUUCUGAGUUUUCUUUGAUCAACAACAAUGGCGGAAUCGGAAUCCGGAACGGAAACGAUUUGUCUUAUCUCAAUAUUCUCCAGUCGCAGAAAGAUUUCAACCAGCAAGCUCUGUUUCAUCAUCAGCAUCAGCCGCAACAGCCUCGUUCUCAGAACCUUUUAGCCGCUCAUAUGGAGAAACAGAGACAAGAGAUCGAUCAGUUCAUCAGGAUACAGAACGAGAGGCUGAGAUAUGUGAUGCAAGAACAGAGGAAGCAAGAGAUGGAGAUGAUCUUAAGGAAAAUGGAAAGCAAAGCUUUGGUUUUGAUGAGUCAGAAGGAAGAGGAAAUGUCGAAAGCAUUGAGCAAGAACAUGGAACUCGAAGAUCUGUUGAGGAAGAUGGAAAUGGAGAAUCAGACGUGGCAGAGAAUGGCUCGUGAGAACGAGGCAGUGGUGCAAACGCUCAACUCAACGCUCGAACAGGUUCGUGAGAGAGCCGCAGCGUGUUUCGACGCCGAUGCAGCGGUGGAGGCGGAGGACGAAGGGUCUUUCUGCGGCGGAGAAGGCGGCGGAGAUAGUUUCCCGGCGAAGAAGAUGAUGACGAGUGGGUGUUGCUGCAAUUGUGGGUCUAACGGAGUGACGAGAGUUCUGUUUCUGCCGUGUAGGCAUCUCUGUUGCUGCACAGAUUGCGAGGAAGGGCUUGCUCGUUGUCCGAUCUGUAACACCCCCAAGAAAAACAGAAUCGAAGCCUUUGUUCUCUAGGAUUCUCUUUUGAAAUUUUCCCGAGAAAAUUUGGUAAAAAAAACGUAGAAGAAAGUGCCUAGUUUUGUAUUCCGGUGAACGGAGAGUUUUUUACUCCGGGUAGAUGACGUGGCAGGGUAAUAUUUUUUGGUAUUUUCCGGGAAAAUUUAGGGGGUCAAAAGGAAAAAGUAAGAUUAGGCAAUUUAGAAUAGGAAAAAAAGUUAUCAAGAAAGUAAAUUCUAAUUAGGUUUUUUUUUCUUUGGUCUUUUUUUUCUUUUCCAUCAAUGGGAAAAAAAGAACCCAGCUGGAUUUAUGAACAUAAUCCAUAUUUUCCUUAUCUCUAAUGAAUUUUUUGGAUAUAAGUUUGACUUUUA